This is a messenger RNA of Chelonus insularis, 1488 nucleotides long. RefSeq names its product L-lactate dehydrogenase A-like 6A. Gene Ontology annotation, biological process: lactate metabolic process; pyruvate metabolic process. The record is from RefSeq and is a predicted model, not a curated record. Lineage: Eukaryota; Metazoa; Arthropoda; Insecta; Hymenoptera; Braconidae. The transcript has 6 exons. Gene Ontology annotation, molecular function: L-lactate dehydrogenase (NAD+) activity. The coding region runs from base 101 to 1147 and encodes 348 amino acids.
UCGAAACCCUCGUGUACAAAGAGUCCAUGAAAAUGUUAACCAAAACCUGGACAAGAUUAUCUUCAGAUUAGUAAAAUUAUAAAGUUAAUUAAAAAAAAUAAUGGGUGAAUUUUCCAGAAGACAAACCGAGACAUUUAGAAGUACUGCUGAUUACCUUUUGACAAAACUUAGAACACAACACUCAGAUUUUCACCGAGUCAAGGUUGUGAUCCUUGGGUGUGGUCACACAGGCGUUGCUGUAGCCAUUUCGCUACUAUUCAAGCGACUGGCGUCCGAGUUGGUGUUGAUCGACACGAACGAGAAUCUUGCAAGAGCAGAGGCUGAAGAUAUGAGCCACGCGGGUGCUUUCCUCGGUAAUCCAAAGAUCGUGGGGACCAAAGAUUAUAGCGCGGCGAGGGAUGCAACAGUCUGCGUCAUUGCCGCAGGUGAAAAGCAAAGAGGUGAUCAGAAUCGUGAAGAUAUGCUUCAGCAUAACGUAGAUAUUUUCAAAAGCCUUAUACCAAAUGUCUGCAAGUUUGCACCAAGUAGCAUUCUCGUUAUCGUUUCCAGUCCAGUUGAUAUUCUAUCCUAUGUAGCAAUGAAAUUGUCUGGAUUUCCACCUAACAGAGUAAUUGGACUCGGUACCUUUCUAGAUAGUUGUAGAUUUCAGUAUUAUAUCUCACAAAAACUUGGAGUAGCUGCGAGUUCCGUUCAAGCAUUAAUAAUAGGGGAAAAUAGUCCAAUGUCAGUGCCAGUAUGGUCAUCAGUAUCAGUUAUGGGUAUGAGAUUGAAGGAUAUUAACAAAGAAAUUGGUAGCAGGUUUGAUCCUGAAGGGUGGAAUGAAAUACACAAUAGAGUUAUUAACAGUACAAAUAGUUUAAUAAGAAAAAAGGGAUACUGCAGCUGGGCAGCUGGACUGUGUGCUGCUGAAAUAGUCGACGCAAUCAUUAGAAACACCUGUGUAUGCAUCACGGUGUCAACAUUUAUCAAGGGCUGUAAACAUGGUUUUGAAAAAGACAUCUUUAUGUCCUUACCGUGUAUAGUUGGAAGCAAUGGUGUUCAUUCAAAUAUUCGUUUUUCAUAUACUGAUGAAGAACAAGAAUUAACAGAAAUAUCUUGUAAAUCGAUUUAUGAAAGUCAAAAAUCAAUCCUAAAUCAAUUGGAAUAAGAUUGUUUCAUUGAUAUAAAUCAUAUCUUGCUCUAAGUAGCAAUAGAGAGUACAUAAACACCAAGAGGGACUUAAUCACGAUUGCGUGGACACGCAUGUAAAUUACUUUAUGCUAUAAAUACAUCAUACGAAAGCUAAAAAUCUGAGCUUCGAUUCAAAGUAAUCCUGAUGAACGAGGCGGGACAGGUGGGCGAAUUUUUUCACGUAGGUAGUCUCUUUGGAUCAUCAUCGUCUUGGACUUGUUUCUCAAGAACCAGAUAAUUACAAAGUGCAUGCUCCAAUCAAGACAUGUAGAGCGUUCACAAACAUUAGUAAAACUACCUAAUGAUUGAUCAAUUACA